AUGAGCCAAUUUCGUCGUAAUGGAUCCACUAAAACCGAUCCACCCAUGACCAUAUUUCGCUGUCAUGGAUGUGGAAAGAUCUUUAAGGCUCGCGCCAUGGUGUACAUUAUUCAAUCGUUAGCUUCUUCUAACAGUCUUGGAAGCUCACCAAACAACGAAACUUCUGCAGUUUUCCACAAUACACAACCUACCGAAAAUAGUAACACAAGCGACCAGGCACACGAUAUGCAGCCCUUAUUGGACAUGAUUAAACGCCUCUCAGCCGAUCUUGCAGCAUCCCGUGCAGAGGUAGCCAAUUUACGUCAACAAGUGACCCAACUUCAAGAACAAGCGACACAGCAAUCUAUGAAUAUGAACUAA
This is a messenger RNA of Rhizopus microsporus ATCC 52813, 360 nucleotides long. RefSeq lists its product as uncharacterized. The transcript has a single exon. The record is from RefSeq and is a predicted model, not a curated record. The coding region runs from base 1 to 360 and encodes 119 amino acids. Lineage: Eukaryota; Fungi; Mucoromycota; Mucoromycetes; Mucorales; Rhizopodaceae.